AUGAGCGUCUCAGACGGACUCGUGGUCUUCCUCUGUAUCGUGGUCGCUGGGAUCGUGGUGGCCGGUGCCGCCGCGCUCCAUCGCGUCGUCGCAAACCACGAGUUUACCGAAGAGCUCCCACAGCCUUCCAACGCACAACAGUCGUACAUGAGAGUAGUGCGGUCGAGAAAAUGGCCCCUUUUCCAUGUCGAUGAACGCCUCCCGCCAUCAACGAUGACGUCGAGCGUGUGA
Molecule: messenger RNA, 231 nt
Organism: Cladophialophora psammophila CBS 110553
Lineage: Eukaryota; Fungi; Ascomycota; Eurotiomycetes; Chaetothyriales; Herpotrichiellaceae
Exons: 1
Coding region: 1-231 (76 amino acids)
Source: RefSeq, a predicted model, not a curated record